Suillus fuscotomentosus is the source of this 3219-nucleotide messenger RNA. RefSeq lists its product as uncharacterized. NCBI's taxonomy places the organism in Eukaryota, Fungi, Basidiomycota, Agaricomycetes, Boletales, Suillaceae. The coding region runs from base 142 to 3081 and encodes 979 amino acids. The transcript is spliced from 4 exons. The record is from RefSeq and is a predicted model, not a curated record.
AGUUUCCGCUUUUGAACUCCCAGCUGAACGCUGAUGAACGCGCCGCAGUGGAGAGUUUCUUUGAUCUCCUCAAUUGCGAAGCGUUACCUUCAGCAAAUGUGACCGAACAAAUUGAGGACUACGCUGGUUGACAUCAGCGGUAUGGUUGCUGCUGAGUUUCUUGGCGGAGAUGUGACGUCUCCGCCAGGCAUUGAGAAAACCGGCGACAUUAUGGUGCUAACGGAGGCAUCGGAGCCUGGGGAUAUGGAACUUCGGUCACAGCAUCCAGAUGCUAUGGUAGAAUCAUGCAACUCAAUCGAACCGACCCCUGCCACGGAGAUCCAAAGUGGUUUUGAGAACGUAACCUUGGAGAAUGUCGAACAUCAUUUUCCUUCUGCUGCGCCCACCUCCACAGUCGGUGGCUCUCUUGAGGAACAACUUGAUAAACCCAACGACGAGCCUAUCUGUAUUGUUGUGGAGAUGGAAGCUACUACUCCUAUUUAUCGUGGAAUGAGUGAAGGGAUCGAGGUAGCAUCUUUUGCCGGGGAUGUGUGUGAUCUCGAUGGCGAAUAUGUAGUUGAGGAACCUCCUACUACAGAAGCGUCGGUGGAGCCGGAGGUUCAGGCCGCUGACCUAGUCAACAUGGUGGCGGAGACUGUUCCUGUCACAGCGAAAUCUGCUUCUGCGGAACCAUCCUCAUUUGACAAUCACAACGUCUCGGUCUUCCCAAUGCCCAUAUUUUGUGAUCCUUCCGUGUCAGACCCUAUCAUCUCUUCCGGGACCAAGCAUUCGCGACUGACUCCUCCACCUUUGGACAAACUUCCGGGUACCCCUCACAUCAUCAUCAGCCCGGACUCCACACCAGGCCAACCCACUCCAGUCUCAGUACCCGUCUCCACGUCAAUUUUGCACACUUUCUCUCGUCGGGAAUCGCCAUCUGAAGGCAGCAGCGGUCCAAGUGGUCUUUUCACGCCUCGGGAGGGCGAGCCGACUAGUGUGGAUACAGGUGAUGUCUUUGGCACUCCUUCUCCCUCUCAUGCAGACAUACCGCUUCCGUCUUCUGACGAUGUCGUGGCCUCCGUUACGAGCGCUCUAGCAGAAGAGUCGCGAUCUGAAAUUGACACCACCACGAUCGAUGUUUCCGACAACGUCGUAGUUACUGGACCAAGUCCAGCCGGGACAUUUACUAGUAAUCAAGAAGAUGAUAAAUCUGAACUCGUAGAAGUUAUGCAGCUUGGCGUAUCCCAUCCUUCGUCCGUCGGUGCUGGUGCAGAGAAUGAAACCGAACAACCACCAACGAAGCCUGCCGCUGGACACCGCUCAGUAGUGGAGGACAUUGCAGUAGCUUCGCUAGAAUCCGAGGAAGUUCAGCAGGUAGACAGAAGCACUCUGCCGACAGCAGUAGAUCAAACACCUUCAGCAGAUCAUGAUCAUGAUCCCCCUGAAGAGGCUCCAGCUGAAGCUCUCCCCGCAGAGGUUGUCGGAUCUGCGAACUCCCGCCUACCCAGUCCUCUGUCAGAACAAGAAUCAUUGCCAUCAUUUGCACCUGGCCGUCAGGUAUCACCAGAAUCUGUUCGUGAACCUGGCCAAGACGACAGCCAGGAGUACACUGAUUCCAAAUAUGGAUUGGAACACUUUACUAAUGUCCCGGACACACCGCACGAGUUUCCUGGCGCCCAUGAACCCGAGGAGUCUGGAGAUGCUGAAGACCGAGAAUCUCAAAUGAAGCCCUCGAAGCGGAAGAGAAUGUCACCAGUACAAACUUCCAGUCGUCUCACUCGUUCAAUGUCGAGCGUACACAAGAACUCUCAAAGAGAUCACAAAGCAGCGCGGAUUGUGCCAGGUCGCGGCCGGAAGCGGAAGCUCCUCGAUAGCGGUAGCGAUCAUGGCUCAGCAAGCUCUGGCGCUAGUACCACCGCCAAACUGCUCCAAUUCACUAGCGCUAAUGGGUCACGGGCUUCUUCUAUCGUGUCCUCUGCACCAAGUGAUUCCUCUUCAAUCCAACAUCCUCCGCCGCUCUUCCAUGCACAUGGUGCCAUGCAUCACCGUCAUCGGCUGCCACCUCUACCUUCUGCGUCAGUCCGGACUCACAGCACCAAGAUCGCAUCCCCAGACCCUUCCCAUAACCCUGAGCGCCAAAAGGAUUACUCUUCGGGUUCGACUCUGUCACGUGCCCCCUCUUCCAACGUUCAGCGUUUUGCUGCGUUGACAAGUUCACCCGUCACUCGCUCUAACUGUCGAUUCCACAAAGUCAGUCUACCUAAAGAGGAAGGUGGGCCAAGAGUAUGCUUCGUGGUACCCGGUUGCUCUCUUGGUGACAAAGAGCUGAUGGACGAAGAGGAGAUACAGGAUCAUGGCCCCGCAACUCAUGAGGACUAUUCUCGCUUGGUGGGCAAUAUUGAGGCCUUGGACUUCAAUCCGUAUCUGAUCGGCAUCUUGCGGCAACUAGUCGGAGUGGACCUGAUUCGGGAAAACGAGGUGUUCUUCCUGCUCCAACCCGGAGAGGAAGCACAAUACAAGAAGAAGAAAGGCCGAAAAUCGACCGCAGGAUUGAAGCCUCCCGCACCCCUGUCACAGAGUGCUACCACCUCGCCACAAGUUUCGGUGGCGUCUCGGCGUUCACCAAUGACAACGAUCUCGCGGCCACCCGUUUCCACCGCAGGAUCAAUCGCGACAUCAUUUAGUUCGUCCUUGUCUGAGAUGCAGCUAUACAGUACAUCUUCAUUAUUCUCGGCGUCAGGUGGAGAGUCGUCGGAUGAAGAAGGCAGUUCUCCUAAACUUAAACGUCGACGAAAGGAAUCUGUUCCUGAUAAAGAAACCCGUGCCGACGUAGAAGGGGGCAACUUCCCUCAAGAUCCACUAUCGAAAAAUCCGCAGCGAUCGACCCAUAUCCUGAAACGGAGACAAAGCAAACGACAAGUUGUAGAUUCAGCUGCAUACAAGCCUCAUACAGAAGAUGUAGAGGGCCCUGAUAGCGGAGCAGACGGAUUAGGCAAGGAUCGUCGCAAGAUGAAAAAGAUCAGACGGAACAAACGGUCUCAUGUAGCAGAUGAAGAACAAGACUCGCAAGCCAAGAGACAGAAGCAGCUCCCCACUGAAUGAAAGCAUUUCGGUAUCUUUAUGUUCAUAUUUUGUCCUCGCCACGCAUCCAUCUUCAUUUGUAUCUAUAGUGCACUUCUUGGUAUCUCCGUUCAAUCGCAUGUUCAGAGCUGUCCAAUGACCUUCCGGGUGGAGCGAAUG